This is a messenger RNA of Symbiodinium sp. CCMP2592, 1761 nucleotides long. NCBI's taxonomy places the organism in Eukaryota, Dinophyceae, Suessiales, Symbiodiniaceae. The record is from the annotation of a GenBank genome assembly.
AUGCCUGUGGCUGCACAGGUCACAAGAGACCGAAGCUACACCUUCGGCAGAAGAGGUGCCAACACGCCCUCCCUGAUGCCUGGAGAAGCUGUGAUCUGCCCGGAGGUCACUGCCAUGGAAGGCCUCUCCGUGGUGGCGUUGCAAACUGCCUGCCCGCAUCCUGUCGACAGGAUUGCGGGAGGCCGCGCUUGUGGCCUCAAUGCUGUGGCUGACACAGCGGACCUCACAGCCCGGCUGGCCGUGCAUGCGGCAUGCGAGGAGCCUGUCAAAAGACCGGAGGAGACCGAAGAGUUGCACGGACAGCAGCAAAUUGUCGAAACACCCACCGCCCUCUCACCAGAGGAAGUGAUUGAGCCAGCGCCCUCGGAGGGUCUCGAUGUUGCAAUUGCCGGCGCAGACGCGAGCAGCGCCGACGGUGCAAACCGAUUCGCGCAGCCAUCAGAGGAUAUGCAUGCGAAGGAACUGCCUGUCACGGAGCAGCUGGACUUGGUGCCCUCACAGCUGUCGAUUGAUUCUAUUCCGGCGGCUCAGCUAGAUUGGCCUUGGCCGCAGGAUGGGGGGGGCGGAUCCCAGACGAGCCUGAGAAGUCCGGUAGACCCCGGCACUUCACAGCCGUUAGACGAGGGCUUUCGUGCAGGCCUCACGUUGAUACACCCAGUGGAGCUUCGGCACCUUUCGGAGAGAGAGCUGCUGAACACGCUGCUGGUUCACUUUGCUUGUGGCCCCCAGCCCACUCCGACCCAGCAUGCUCGCACUCGCAUCCUGCAACAGCAGCCUGCCCCUUUGCCAUCCGCUCCUGCCACUGCCGCUCUUGCGACGCGCCCUCCCACCAAGUCGAAGACGAAGGCAGCGAGCUCUCCGCCACCCAAAGCCCCCCCGCAGCAACGCAUUGAUCCGGAGCCAGCGAAAUCUAUAGCAGCACAACAAUGUAAGCUGCAAACACUGCCAACGUCUUCAGAAGCAAAGGCCAGCAAUGUGCAGACAGUGCAAACAGCUAUCGUCCAAGAAGUCGAGCAGAUGCAGCCCCUAAAGCCCGUGCAACGAGCACCUUUAGCUCAUCCCUCGCUGGUGCGACGCCAGCGCCGCCCUGGAGCGGCAGUUGCUCCCAGUUUCUCGGCACUUUGGCAAUCAAUGUGCACAUCGCUGCCCAAACAGCACAGCGAGAAUCCUGACAAGGCGGAUGCAGGUGUCGGCCUCACAGUCCGUCGUGUUGGCAUGCUGCCAGCCCAUGUGGGAGACAGAUUCGCUAGAUCCCGGCAGACGCGGUCGCGCAAUCGGACAAAAGCUGCGGGCUCCUGCCAUGCCUGGACGGCGGCAGGUCAGGUGCUCAUGUGGGACACAGCAAACCUGUUUGUGCUCGCUUUGUCUACUGCGCCAGGCAAGCUCCAUGCUGGCGACGUUUCGAGACCGUGUGUCGAUGAGUUCAAGCCAUGCCCGGACAAAAGCGCCAGUAGAACCAGAAAGGGAGCUCCAGACGACACCAGCAGUCCGCAAGAGCAUCACCCGAAGCUUGCUCGACAAGAUGCGGCGCUACAUGCCGGACAUGGAAAGCAGACCAAAGUUUCAACAGCAGCAGCAGAAGCCGGCAAUUGGCUUUCCCAGGAAAAAGCUGUGUCGAGGGAGAAUUCGAACAGGAACGAGCGCAAACGGGCAACACCGAUGCCUGAUGAGGAGCUUCCUGGAAAGAGAGCCCGAGACAAGGCCAAGCUUCCAGGCCUCUCCCAACGCAUUGGGCUUUCGCCGAGGUCGCAAAUCAAGUGA